CUCACUCAACAGUUGUGUCUGCUGAACGCGGCCAAUAUUGUAAACACAGCCCGGCGUAGUCAACAAGUCGCGCAAUGAGCGCCGUGCGCGCGCUCCGGGGGGAGGAGGUGCAUAACCGGAAACAACUGUGAUAGGCUCGCCAGAGUCGCGACGGUGGUCGACAGUUCACACUAGUGAUGCAAACUUUGGGUUUCGAGCACCAUGAAAGUGUUACACUCGGUGCUCACUCACACAAGCGCAACCGUGUACGUGUACUGAGCAGAGACUCUGCGCAGCACACGGACACGGUUGCGCUUGUGUGAGUGAGCACCGAGUGCAACACUUUCAUGGUGCUCGAAACCCAAAGUUUGCAUUUCACACGGCAGUUUCAGCGAUGGCACGCGAGAGUAACGGAUCGUCACGGCCGUCUCGCUGUGAUAGGCAGCCGCGGAAAAUGGGGGAUGACGUCGACAUUUACGCGGAUUUACCGGGCUUCUCGUCCGAGAAAAAUGACCAAGAUUGUAACUGCAAGGAAUUCAAGAGUGAGCUUAGCUCACUUGCGAGCAAACUCGAGGACAUUCAAACGACUAAGGCGACCUUGGAGAGGAAUCUGUUUUCCUUACUCAAAACUGCAAGAGCUGAAAUUGCGCGGAAGAAUAAGAUGAUAGAUGAUCUCAGGAGGCGGUUGGACGAUGUAGCUUUUAGAAGGGGGAGCAGCAGGAGUGAAACUCCGGGUGUUUCCACUCGCAGAUUAGCAUAUAAACAUACUGCAGCUAGAAAGUAUGAGAAUAUCCCCUCGACGCGUUCACAGAAAAGUAAAACUGAAACGCAUCAAGCUGAAUUCCAUCACGACAAGUACAAAAGUAGGAAGCCGCAGGCUGAUGUUAGCAGGGUGCCCACGUUGUUUGUAGAAAGAUUACAAAAGAGAGUUUUGGAGGGCGAGAAAGAGGAGAAGAGGCAAAAUGCAUCGUUAAAGCCUGGCGUAGAAGUUCAACCAGAGGAUGUUCCUGAAGACGACAUUGCGGAGAACGAUAGGGAGAAUGGAUCUCAAUUCAGUGUAAAUAACAACGGCAAUGAAUCUAAUAUCGGACGACGUUCUAAUUCGGGAUCCCUUGAAAGAAACGCACACAGAAAGAUUUUAUCGAAAAGGACGAAUGAAGAGGAUGAUACGCACAGACAUAAACGUUUAAAAAUUGAAAAUGAAGAUAAAGCUACGACCGAAGAAACCGAUUACAAUUACCUUAUGCCGUAUCAUUUAACGGACAAUCCUGCGGCAUGCGAGAUAAAAGACACCGUAAAAUUCGAAGAUCGGCCGAGUGCAGUACAUUCGUUUAAAAAGGAAGAGGCUGUAUCCUACAACGAGCGCAGAGCCACUUCUGAGUAUCGAGACACGAAACAGGAUCAAAGGUACGCAAAUGGAUGGAGGAAUGCAGCGAGGGAUCACGACAGUCUCAACGCCAGGAACGAACUGGCCGAUAAUUCAAGAAAUUCUCGGACUGCUUCGACAUCUAAUUAUGUCUCGGAAGGGUUUAGCAGUCGUUACAAGAGGAAUGGGCACAGCCGAUACAGACGAUAUCGAUGACAUUGGUGAAGAUGGUACUGACAAAUUGGACAGAGUACUUACUGUCCUAAUGAAAUAAAGAAAAAAUAUAUAAAAGUUACAAAAUUAUUAGUUCAAUACUUAUCAUGAACAAUAUAACUAUUCUUACUACCAUUUUAAUGGUAGAGAAAAUGUUAACAUUGAUUUUGAGAGUAUUAUAAAAAUUUAGUUUAAAAACUGAA
Molecule: messenger RNA, 1761 nt
Organism: Vollenhovia emeryi
Lineage: Eukaryota; Metazoa; Arthropoda; Insecta; Hymenoptera; Formicidae
Exons: 5
Coding region: 374-1561 (395 amino acids)
Source: RefSeq, a predicted model, not a curated record